Molecule: messenger RNA, 800 nt
Organism: Micropterus dolomieu (smallmouth bass)
Lineage: Eukaryota; Metazoa; Chordata; Actinopteri; Centrarchiformes; Centrarchidae
Product: transmembrane protein 42
Exons: 3
Coding region: 130-612 (160 amino acids)
Source: RefSeq, a predicted model, not a curated record
UGUGUGACUGCCACCGGACGGCUGUCUGUAGAAAGUGCAGGGAAACGUGCCACACAGUGACACACACACAACCAUGCAGGCUGCACGACCCGGACCAGUAGCAGCCGUGAUGUAAAGAUGGAUUAGAAAAUGAUGUGCCUCAUCAACAUGUUUCCGGGAGUUUUCUAUGCACUGCUGGCGGGUUUCCUCGGGGCCGUGGCGUCGUCGUCGGCCAAGCUGUCCCUCGGAGCCGACUAUCUGAAGGGAGUCUGUGAAACCGGACUCCGGACGUGGGGAGAGCAGCGAAAAUUUAGACAAGCGGACGAAACUACAGCCUGUGACCGGCUCCACAUCCCUUUGAGGUUGCUGUGCGGCGGGCUGCUUUUCACCUGCAAUGCUGUGAUGUGGACCUUUCUUGCCAAAGCACUCAGGUAUUCCUCCUCCUCCACCCGAACCACUGUGACCACGACCGCCUCCAACUUCAUAUCUUCCGCUUUCCUGGGCCAGCUGAUCUUUGGUGAAGCACAGAUAACACUGUGGUGGGUUGGGAUCUCUCUGACCUUCUCUGGUCUGUUGGUACUGCAGAGGGUUUCACCACAGGAACAGAAUGCAGUUGCCGAGAAGGACGAAUAAUAUGUGGUGUGUUUUGGUCGGCUUCUCCUCUGAUUUGAACUACUCUAACCAAAGAAAAGUGAAAUUUUAGUUUGUGUGUAUUUAUAUUAAGAAUGCACUACGGUGAGAGAACAGUAAUCUCCAUUGUUUCUGUCAAGCCUCCCUGAAACACUUGCUUUAAUAAACAAAUUGAUUCCUGAUUAACUAAA